This is a messenger RNA of Neohortaea acidophila, 3067 nucleotides long. Its product is annotated as copper amine oxidase. Gene Ontology annotation, biological process: amine metabolic process. Bases 80 to 2800 code for a protein of 906 amino acids. Lineage: Eukaryota; Fungi; Ascomycota; Dothideomycetes; Mycosphaerellales; Teratosphaeriaceae. Gene Ontology annotation, molecular function: primary methylamine oxidase activity; copper ion binding; quinone binding. The record is from RefSeq and is a predicted model, not a curated record. The transcript is spliced from 9 exons.
AAUACACGACUGCACUCGUUCCUUGAUUCUGUUCCAAUUCCUCUUCCUACCCGUAGCAACAUCCAACAGUCUAGUUACGAUGCAGUGUCACCCGCUGCGAAUCCUCCAAGCCGAUGAGAUACGGGAGGCAACCCGCAUCUUAGUCGACUCCCUCGAAGGCAUCGACCCAUCCACGGUGCACUUCAAGAACAUCUCUCUGCAUGAUCCUCCAAAAGCUUUGCUUUUACCUCAUCUUGAUGCUGAAGCGUCGGGCGUCCCGUUGCAUCAGCGGCCAUACGUGCCGAGAUGUGUAGACAUCAUCUGGAGCACCAAUGGUGGCAAGCAGGUCACCGAAAGCGUCGUGAGUCUCGAUGCAAAGACCAUCAUUGCCAAAUCACAUCCCAAGCCGGGACAGCAUGGUCCAAAUGACAGAUUGGAAAUGGUGGAAGCCGCUGAAAAGAUCCUCACGAAUCAACGCGUGCUCAAUGCAAUCGACCAACUCAGGCUCCCCAAAGACAUGGUCAUCGCAUUAGAUCCUUGGAUGUACGGCGCAGACCGGGACUCGACCAUAGACACCCCCAAGUAUAUCCAAUCUCUGCUCUAUGCCCGCGCAAAAGACCAUCCCGACUCGAAUCAGUAUUCUUACCCGCUGCCAUUCUCUCCACUUCUGAAUCUGUGGACCGGUGAAGUUGAACGCCUCGACCCCAUCGCAACGGGCGGCAAUGAGGACGGGCUCUCAUACCAUACCGCUCCGGACCCACCAAUGGCACACUUGAAGCCCAAUGACUACUACCCUGGCCUCCUUCCAGAGCCUACUAGAACCGACCUUGCCCCUCUCCACGUCGUCCAACCGGAAGGACCCAGCUUCCGAGUCACAGAUGAAAACUGCGUGAGCUGGCAAAAGUGGCGAUUCCGUGUCGGCUUCAACUAUCGAGAAGGCACGGUCAUUCACGACGUACGCUAUGAUGGGCGUCCGUUGUUUUACAGACUCAGUGUCAGCGAGAUGACGGUGCCAUAUGGCGACCCUCGAAGCCCCACUCACCGCAAGCAAGCCUUCGAUCUCGGUGAUGCUGGAGGAGGCAGCUGCGCGAACAAUCUCGCCCUUGGUUGUGACUGCCUAGGCGCCAUCAAAUACUUCUCGGGCUGGCUGAACGACAACCACGGCAACCCGGUCCCCGCCGAGAAUGUAAUCUGUCUCCACGAACAAGACGGCGGCAUCGGGUGGAAGCACACCAAUCACCGCACUGGCAAUCCCGCCAUCACUCGAGCGCGCAACUUGGUGGUGCAAUCAAUCAUCACCAUCGGUAAUUAUGAGUACAUCUGGGCGUGGAUCUUCAUGCAAAACGGCAACCUCGAGCUCGAAACACGCGCAACCGGCAUCCUCUCCACCUCCCCCAUCGACCCCGGCAAGACCUCCGACUGGGGCACCGUAGUCUCGCCCGGCGUGCUCGCAGCAAACCACCAACACCUCUUCUGCAUGCGCAUCGACCCCAUGAUCGACGGUCCGCUCAACACCGUCGUCCAAGAAGACAGCAUCGCCGUCCCGCCCUCGGAGCACGAAAACCCGCACGGAAACGCCUGGCGCGUGAUCAAGACGCCGAUUGAGAAAUCGUCCCCCGCGGACGCCGCACCCUUCGCGAACCGCUGCUUCAAAAUCGUCAACGAAAACAUCCUCAAUCCCAUCUCUCGCAAUCCCGUGGGCUUCAAGCUCGUUCCCCAGCCCUGCCAGACGAUCCUCGCUCACAAGGACUCCGUCGCUCGACGACGGGCGCGCUUCGCCGAGCACCAUAUUUGGGUGACGCGGUACCGCGACGGGGAUCUGUGGGCCGGUGGCAAGUGGACGAAUCAGUCGUUGGAGGAGAUUGAUGGCGUGGCAGACUAUGCUGCGAGGCAGGAGGAUGUGCGGAACCAGGACCUCGUGGUGUGGCACACGUAUGGCAUGACGCAUAAUCCGCGGGUAGAGGACUUCCCCGUGAUGCCGGUGGAGAUUACGACGAUCAGUUUGAAGCCGGCGGACUUUUUCGUCAAGAAUCCGGCGAUCGGUGAGUGCGGUGAUGUGGCCACGGACUCGGACUGCACUAACGAUCCUCGACAGAUGUGCCGCAGAGCGCGCAAAAGGACAACAAGAGUGUGCUGGUUUUGGACGCGAUGCCGACUGAGACGAUGGACAAAGACGUUGGCAACAGGACAGCGAAACCAUGUCAGUCGUGCGAAAAGGCCAAACUAUAGCCCACCAUCUAUGCAUAGCCAGUGCGCCCGAAUGCUACAACUUCGCCUCCUUCUUCGGCGGCUGGAUCGUGAUAUCCGUAAAUGGCACGUCCAAAUACUGCAGCAUGAAAUGAAACCGAUCACUCCCAAAAAACGGCUCCACCGUCCCAUCCGCCUCUCCUCCCUUCCGGACCAAAUGCCACGGCGCCCCAUACGCUCCCUUCGCAACCAGCCCCGCCGUCUCAUCCGUCAACAGCUUCUUAUACUCCGGCGACGCGGCGCCCGCGAGGAUCGCCUUCGCUUCCUCCUCGCUGAAGUGCCAGCGCAAACACUGCGUCAUGAACUCCGGCUUGCUGAUGUCGAGGUGCUCUUUCCAGUACGCGACCCAGAGGUCGUGGAAUUGGGCUUCGAAGCGCGCGCGGGGGAAGUGGGCUUUUAUAUAAAGCAUGCAGCGCAUGGGCAGGAUGGAGAGGAUGGGGAAGAAGGGCGGCGCGACGAGUUCCCAGCUCUGAAAGUAUCGUCGUGCGCGUGGACCUUCGAAUUUCGUGUGGGCGGCUUUGGCCGGGAGGGUCCAGGGCGGUUUGUUGCCGCUUCCAACGUUGAUGCCGCCUAGAAAGAUGGGAUGGAAAUCGAUUUCAACGCCAUGCUCCGCCAAAGCCUCUCGGUGUCUGGUGAGCCAGGUGAAAGCGUAGUAGGAGUACGGCGAAUUGAAAUCGAGAUACGUGUCUAUUCUGCCUCCGCUUGACAUUGUUGUGAUUCUGAUUUCAACUCAAAGGGAAGAUGAGAGGGGUAGAAGGGUUGUUGCGGGGAAAUAGAGAGGCGUAUGCAGCUGGUAUUUAUCGGUGAAGUCGAGGCCGGGAUGCCUCGGCCGCGGGCGGAU